GAGGAGUCCCCGUAGCCGUGGGGAUGAGGAGGUUCCUGUAGGGUUCGGAGCCGAAGACAUUGUCGUCAGGUUUGGGGCGCGAGGAGGUUCCUGACAGUUUAGGAGGCGUGAAGCGAUAUUCUCCCAACGUACGUGUCGCCACGGUCCACAUCUUUUGACACUCCGAACCUGGCCCACCGCAGAACACUCCAAGGCCGGGCGAAGAUGGCCUCUGUACCUGUGUAUUGCCUCUGCCGGCUGCCUUAUGAUGUGACCCGCUUCAUGAUCGAGUGUGAUUUGUGCCAAGAUUGGUUUCAUGGCAGUUGUGUUGGUGUUGAAGAGGAGAAGGCUGCUGAUAUUGACCUGUACCACUGCCCCAACUGCGAGGUCUUGCAUGGGCCCUCUGUUAUGAAAAAACGCCGUGGAUCUUCAAAAGGCCAUGAUACACACAAGGGAAAGCCAGUGAAGACUGGGAGCCCUACAUUCAUUCGAGAGCUCCGGAGUAGAACAUUUGACAGCUCAGAUGAAGUGAUUCUGAAGCCCACUGGAAGUCAGCUUACCGUGGAAUUCCUGGAAGAGAAUAGCUUUAGUGUACCUAUCCUGGUCUUGAAGAAAGAUGGGUUAGGGAUGACAUUGCCUUCAUCAUCAUUCACUGUGAGGGAUGUGGAACAUUACGUUGGUUCUGACAAAGAGAUUGAUGUGAUUGAUGUGACCCGCCAGGCUGACUGCAAGAUGAAGCUCGGUGAUUUUGUGAAGUAUUAUUAUAGUGGGAAGAGGGAGAAAGUCCUCAAUGUCAUUAGUUUGGAAUUCUCUGAUACCAGGCUUUCAAACCUUGUGGAGACACCCAAGAUUGUUCGGAAGCUCUCAUGGGUGGAAAACUUGUGGCCAGAGGAGUGUGUUUUUGAGAGGCCUAGUGUGCAGAAGUACUGCCUCAUGAGUGUGCGGGAUAGCUAUACAGACUUUCACAUUGACUUUGGCGGCACCUCAGUCUGGUACCAUGUGCUCAAGGGUGAAAAGAUUUUCUACUUAAUCCGCCCAACCAAUGCCAACCUGACUCUCUUUGAGUGCUGGAGCAGUUCCUCUAAUCAGAAUGAGAUGUUCUUUGGGGACCAGGUGGAGAAAUGCUACAAGUGUUCGGUGAAGCAAGGACAGACGCUUUUCAUUCCUACAGGAUGGAUCCAUGCUGUGCUGACCCCUGUGGACUGCCUUGCCUUUGGAGGGAACUUCUUACACAGCCUUAAUAUAGAAAUGCAGCUCAAAGCCUAUGAGAUUGAGAAGCGACUGAGCACAGCAGACCUCUUCAAAUUCCCCAACUUUGAGACCAUCUGUUGGUAUGUGGGGAAACACAUCCUUGAUAUCUUUCGAGGUUUACGAGAGAACAGGAGACACCCUGCCUCGUACCUGGUCCAUGGUGGCAAAGCCCUGAACUUGGCCUUUAGAGCCUGGACAAGGAAAGAAGCUCUUCCAGACCAUGAAGAUGAGAUCCCAGAGACAGUGCGGACCGUACAACUCAUUAAAGAUCUGGCUAGGGAGAUUCGCCUGGUGGAAGAUAUCUUCCAACAGAACGUUGGGAAGACGAGCAGUAUCUUUGGGCUGCAGAGGAUCUUCCCAGCUGGCUCCAUUCCUUUAACCAGGCCAGCUCAUUGCACUUCAGUAUCCAUGUCCAGGCUGUCACUGCCCUCCAAAAGUGGUUCAAAGAAGAAAGGCCUGAAGCCCACGGACCUCUUCAAGAAGGCAGAGCGAAAGGGCAAGGAAAGCUCAGCUUUGGGGCCUGCAGGCCAAUUGAGCUAUAAUCUCAUGGACACAUACAAUCAUCAGGCACUGAAGACAGGCUCCUCCCAGAAAACAAAGUUCAACAUGACUGGUACCUGCUUGAGUGACUCAGACGACUCACCAGACUUGGACUUUGAUGGGAAUGAGAGCCCGCUGGCCCUAUUGAUGUCUAAUGGCAGUACCAAAAGGGUAAAGAACUUUUCCAAGUCUCGACGAACCAAAAUUGCAAAGAAGGCAGACAAGGCCAGACUGGUGACAGAACAGGUGAUGGAGGAAGAAUUUGACUUGGAUUCAGAAGAUGAACUGCAUAUCGAUGAGAGAUUGGGAAAGGAGAAGACAACCCUGAUAAUAAGAUCAAAAUUUCCUCGGAAAUUGCCCCGUGCAAAGCCUUGCUCUGACCCCAACAGAGUUCGUGAACCAGGAGAAGUUGAGUUUGACAUUGAGGAGGACUAUACAACAGAUGAGGACAUGGUGGAAGGGAUUGAAGAUAAGCUUGGGAAUGCUGGAGCUGGUGGAAUUCUUGAUCUGCUCAAGGCCAGCAGGCAGGUGGGGGGACCUGACUAUGCUGCUCUCACUGAGGCUCCUGCCUCUCCCAGCACUCAGGAGGCCAUCCAGGGCAUGCUGUGCAUGGCUAACCUGCAGUCUUCAUCGUCCUCACAAGCUACCUCCAGCCUACAGGCCUGGUGGACUGGGGGGCAGGACCGAAGCAGCGGGAGCUCCAGCAGUGGGCUGGGCACAGUGUCUAACAGUCCUGCUUUCCAGCGCACCCCAGGGAAGCGGCCCAUCAAACGGCCAGCAUACUGGAGAACCGAGAGCGAGGAGGAGGAGAAUGCCAGUCUGGAUGAACAGGACAGCUUGGGAGCAUGCUUCAAGGAUGCAGAGUAUAUCUAUCCAUCCCUGGAAUCUGAUGAUGAUGACCCUGCUUUAAAAUCUCGACACAAAAAAAAGAAGAAUUCAGAUGAUGCUCCAUGGAGUCCUAAAGCCCGUGUGACCCCAACCUUACCAAAGCAGGACCGCCCUGUACGUGAGGGAACCCGGGUAGCCUCCAUUGAAACAGGCUUGGCUGCAGCAGCUGCAAAGCUUGCCCAGCAGGAACUGCAGAAGACCCAGAAGAAGAAAUAUGUCAAGAAGAAACCUUUGCUGAAGGAGAUAGAAGAGCCUCGCCCUCAAGACUCCAAUCUCAACCUGGCAACACCAGCCCCAACUCUGGCCACUACCCCCCAGCUUUUCAACCCACUGCCUCCUCCUGAGCCUAAACAAGAGGCCCUCUCAGGAAGCCUUGCUGACCACGAGUAUACUGCUCGUCCCAAUGCCUUUGGCAUGGCCCAGGCAAACCGCAGCACCACACCUAUGGCCCCCGGUGUCUUCUUGACCCAGCGGCGCCCUUCAGUUGGCUCCCAGAGCAAUCAAUCAGGACAAGGAAAGCGUCCCAAAAAAGGCCUGGCCACAGCAAAGCAGAGACUCGGACGUAUCCUGAAAAUCCACAGAAAUGGCAAACUCCUUUUGUGAGCCCCCUGUGCACCACCCCCCGCCCCCACCCUUUCAACCCCAUUGCCUUCUCCAUUGUUGACUCUCGGGGCAUUCCUGGAUCCUAUCAGCCCCAGACAAGGUGCUGGGGUGCAUUGUCCUGCUUUCCUGGGACUGACCAAAGGCAUGGACUCCCCUACAAACGCCUCUAUGGACGCCUCCCAAUUCCCUUCCCCAUUUCCACAAAAGCAUCCUGCCUUUUCAAUACUCCUGAGUAGCAGGUAAUUGGAAGUAGUGUCUGGCUGACAAGAACCUCUUCUGCUGCUCCAACCCAUUUUCCUUUUACCUGCCUUGUCUGCCUUUUACUCUUGUUCCACCUAGAGCUGGAAGGCAGGAUGAAGAGAGCCUGAGACCUGCCAUAUUUCCCUGGUCAUGAAGUGGGAGGCCCAGCGCUUGACACUUUACAGCUCUAGCCCUGUCUCCAGAAGCCUGCACACUUCUGUCCACUCUUUUCUCAUCUUCCUCCCAAUCUGGUAAACAUGCCCCCCCCUCCUCACUUAUACCUGGGAGAAGUGUCUGGCCUCUGCUCCCUCAUGUCAGAUAUUUCAUGGGAAUGAGGAAGACUCUCCUUACUGCCCCAUGGCAGACCAUUUUCAGAGUUGUCAUAGAAAGGCCAUGGGCUGACUUCACUCAUUUUGGAGUAGAAAGAAAAAUCCUGUCACUUCUCAAAGUUGAGAGAGAACAGAUGCCCAUAACUUUGUAGUCUGUUAGAGGAAGCUGUGUUUGGGUGGCUAUAUGUGAAAGUCCUUUGUUCCAAGGUGAGCUCAUGGAUUUGCCUGGACUUUGAGGUUUCGCAGAACAUUAUCCACGUGGCUGUGGCUGGACCCCAGCAGGUGGAAAACCACCUUCCUGAAAGUACUGUCACUAAAGUAGAUAACGCUGGCCGUAUGACCUGCUACCUUCACCUAUAUCACACAACACAGCCUAGACCUUCUAGAGGGAGUGUAGCAGGACAGCGUACCCUAUACCCUCAUUGAGAACCUCUGUACUUUCUCCCCAUCUGAGGUCUUGGUCUGAAGACCUCUUCAUUCCUGGUCAUAUGCUCAAGCAAGGUGCAGAUGGAAUAGUCAAGAUCCCAAGCCUAGGAGAGGAGACACCCUUAUGUGAAGGAGCAGAUCAUCCAAUCCUCCCUUUUCCCCUAUCAUUCCCUCUAUGUAUCUUCUCCAUUGUUCCUGCCCCACCCCCACCCCCCACUCACCUCCAGCUCCCUGCCUCUUACCUAUUUUGCUUCACUGGAGAUCUGACUUGAUGGAGAAUGUUCCCAUCUUUCUAUUUUGCCUUUGCCCACAUGGAGUGUAUUUGUGCCCUCUAAUCUGCUCAAACCUCACUCCCAACUUGCCCAGUGCUUCUGGGGAAUUUAAUCAUGUAAGGCCACAGGGAAUAUACGAGGCUUUCCUUGUGUUCUUUGUGUUCCUAAUUUGUCUUUCUUUUCUCCACUAUUAUCCUUGGGAUCAGGGGUCCCUUAAAUUCAUUUGCUUUUCUUAUCUUGGGGACUGGAGGGCCUAAACAGUCCUCCAUCUAGUCACACCAAAGGCAAAACGCCUGGCUACCUCCCCCCAGCACAUGAAGUCCCCUACUCUCUUCCCCUCUGUGUUCACCCAGUUUUACUUAUGUAAGUGAUUUGAAGGCAACAGAGAGAAGAGAGUCCCUGUGAAGGCAUCUGCCUGACGAGGCCCUGACUGCCCCUGUGUUCACUAACACCCCUUUUGAUAUUUCAAAGGCAGCUAAUUGCUAGCAAAAUCUCCCUGGUUCCAGACGUCUUUCCCCUUGUUUCUUUGUUAAAACUUUCUGAGGAGCUAAAGCCCAACCUCCAUUUGAGUAGGUCUUAUAUAGUUUGGUUGGGUUCUCUGAGCUUCCUAUUUGUUGUUUUGUGUUGUUUCAAUGAAAAGCAAGUUUACCCUCAGAGUUAAUGCUUUUCCAAAGAGAUUAAUAGGCUUUUUUUUUUCUAUUUCAUGUUCUAUGUGUUUGAAGUGAGUUGGGGAGGGGUUUGAGAUGAUAGUAACCAAGAUUUAGAACAUGAUAAGAGAGUUACCUCUGGUCCCCACUCCCUAGCAGAGAGCUGGGGAUUGGAUAAGGGAUAGUUAGAGAGGAUUUCUAUUCAUCUUUAAUAUAUUUUUACAAAAAAGAAAAAAGCAAACAAUUUUAAAACAAGCCCACCACUUCUGUACAUGUCUAUAUUUUUAGAAGUGGAUAGAAUUGUGAAUUUCUGAUGCAGGACCUUUUUAUAAACAGGUUAGAAUAAGCAUCAUCCAGGUUUCUCUGUUGGGUCGGGUUUUUUGUUUUGUUUUGUUUCGUUUUUUGUUUACCCUGCUUUUUUCUUAUGUUGUGUUACUAAUGUAAUUUAUAUAUUUUUUUUAGACCCUCCCUUUCCUAUAGAGAUAAAAUGAUUUAUCUUGGCA
Molecule: messenger RNA, 5678 nt
Organism: Echinops telfairi (small Madagascar hedgehog)
Lineage: Eukaryota; Metazoa; Chordata; Mammalia; Afrosoricida; Tenrecidae
Gene: PHF8
Product: PHD finger protein 8
Exons: 22
Coding region: 205-3261 (1018 amino acids)
Biological process (GO): regulation of transcription by RNA polymerase II; protein demethylation
Molecular function (GO): histone demethylase activity; transcription coregulator activity
Source: RefSeq, a predicted model, not a curated record